Molecule: messenger RNA, 8467 nt
Organism: Arabidopsis arenosa
Lineage: Eukaryota; Viridiplantae; Streptophyta; Magnoliopsida; Brassicales; Brassicaceae
Source: the annotation of a GenBank genome assembly
UAUGCAGCGGUAAAAAAAAGCUAAAGCAACAAAGAGAAAAUAGAUAAGUAUUUCCAUGAAGAGAUCACGAGAAGAAUUUCAAGGUGGCUGCAAUAACAGAUUUGUUGAUGAGGUUCCACGUCUAAACUUGCCUCUAACAACGACUCCAGAGCUUAUCAACAAGAUUGAAACUUACCUCAAUAGAAACUACACAUGUCCUCAUCGACAAAUAGAGAACUCAAAGACCUCAACUCUUCUUAAGAGUUCUGAGAAACUAAAAGCUAUGAAUUUCCCAAUCUCCAUGAUCAAAAUUGGAACAUGGACCCCCGUUGCAAUAAACCCUGAAGAUAUUGUGGCGAAAUUCUAUUUUGCAAAGAAGAAACUUAUAUGGGAGUUUCUCUUCAGAGAAGAAGAAACUAACAUGCCAAGGCUGAAGAGAAAGAUCGAGAUUCAAUGGAAUGAUGUCUCAUCUUUUGAAGAGAGUAUUCAUACUCGUGAUGAAACUGGAAUCCUCAAUAUCGAGUUGAGAAAACGUCCAACAUUCUUCAUAGAGACUAAUCCACAGGCAGGAAAACACACUCAAUGGAAACAAUUGGAUCGCGAUUUCACCGACAAUCAGGCUUCUACUUGCAGGAGACAUACAAUUCAUUUUUCUCCCGGAGUUCUGCAAAAAAACUUGGAGAAGCUUCUGACUAAUAGCUUCUGGUCCAAACUCUACAACGUCCCUUUCCCGGUAGAAGAAUCUCUUUUCUUCGAUAUCGGCUUUGAAAACAACAACUCAUCUCACAACAGCCACAACCAGACAGUUGGCUUUAAUGUCAACUAUGGCCAUCAUCAUCAUCAAUAUUCUCAAGGAAUUGGUGGCGUGGGAGUUGGAGAAGGAAACUUUAACAUAGCACCGCAGUUCAGGGCUAACGGUGGAUGGCAAAGAAACUCAUAUAGUCAAGCCAAUAGUCUGAAUUAUAACACUGCUAAUGAGUUGCCUCAGAUGCAAGCUAUUAUCACACCAUCGUCUCAGGUGGUUAACGAGCAUUAUAACAUGCAAAUGGAUUUCACCGGUUCACAGUAUCGUAAUCAGAUGAACCAAGACGAGAUCCGAAAGAUGCAAAUCAUAAGGGAGAUAGUUCAGAGUCAAGCAUAUGCUGCAGUAGCUGAUACACAAACUAACAAUGUCCCAAUGUAUCCUCCGGUUGGAUCGUUUGCAGCAACAUUGAUUGAAGAAGAGGAGAGACAUUACAAGGACCAGACAAAUGUUGAUGGAAACUAUCACAGCAAAGAGUACCAGAAAAUUCCAUACAUACGCAGGAGCAACUGGGAAGUGCUUCCUGCUUUUGUUGCGAUCGGUGUUGCUGUUUUGAUACUUAGCCGUGACGAGAAGCCUAAUAUGCCGUUGAGAGUUUGGGUUGUUGGUUAUGGGAUUCAGUGUUGGUUACAUAUGGAUUGUGUUUGUGUUGAGUAUAGCAAAGAAAUACCACCUUACAUGUUACAUGUUCAACCGGGUGGCCUCUUAAACGUUAUGAGUCCUCUGUUCUUUCCUUCGGCCCAAGCUCCAAACCAAGUUUUCACAGAUGUUGAUGUCACUGAGCCACCACUACCACCAAUUAUAGCAAAAGCCCCAACCUCAACCCCUGGAAUCACACCAACCAUUUCACAUCUAAAGACGGAUUUAGAUGACAAUUUUUGCCCCAAAGUUUCGGACUGUGGGCUUGCUAAGCUCUGUGAGAAGAAAGAGAGCAUCUUGUCAUUGCUGGACAUAAGAGGUACAAUAUGGUACAUUGCACUAGAGAUGAUCUCCAGAGUUUAUGGGAAUGUGUCACACAUAUCAGAUCUGUUUGCUGCUCAAAUUUAUGCUCAAAGAUCUAGUAGUCCAUGGCAGACGCUCUGUGGUGAUGCUCCACUUGUGAUUGCUCGUGGUGGGUUUUCUGGAGUGUUUCCAGAUUCGAGUCUUGAUGCUUACAAUUUCGCAAUGCAGACAAGUGUAGCCGAUGUUGUUCUAUGGUGUGAUGUUCAGCUAACCCAAGAUGAAGUUGGGAUUUGCUUCCCUGAUUUAAAUAUGGCCAAUGCUUCAAAUAUUCAGAAUGUUUUACCAAAUCGCCAAAAAUCUUACCCAAUUAAUGGAGUUCCUACUCUGGGUUGGUUCACCAUUGAUUUCUCCUUGAAAGAUCUGGAGAAUGUUUCUUUUAUCCAAGAAAUAUUUUCGCGAUCAAAUAGAUUCAAUGAAAAAAGAUUCGGGGUUUUGAUGGUUCAAAACGUCACCACGCAGAUAAAACCAGAAGUUUUUUCGAUAAAUGUUCAGCACGAUGCGUUCUACGAGCAACAAAAUUUGAGCAUGAGUAGUUUUCUGUUAUCAGCUUCAAGAACUGUUUCCAUUGACUACAUCUCUUCUCCUGAGUCUCUUGAUAAGUUCAUCUUAAGCAAGAGCUCAGUGAAUAUGGAUUGGACGACACCGUAUAGAAUUAUGUUAGGAGUUGUUCGUGAUUUAGAGUACUUGCACCAUGGAUGCAAGACAAAGAUUCUAUACUUUGACAUUAAACCACAAAAUGUACUCUUAGAUGACAUUUUUUGUCCCAAAGUUUCGGACUUUGGCCUCACUAAGCUCUGUGAGAGGAAAGAGAGCAUCGAUAGGAUGAUUGGUGCAAGGAACAAAGAAAAAGAUAAUCAAGCAUCUUCUUUUAGCACAAGUUCAGUGUACUUUCGUGAAUGGGUAUACAGGGAUCUUGAAUUAGGAAAGUCCAAAAGACUUAUGGAGAAUGGAAUCAGCAACGAAGACAAUGAUCUAGCAAAGAAGAUGACGUUGGUGGGUUUGUGGUGUAUUCAGCCUUUCCCACCAGAUCGCCCACCAAUGAACAAAGUUCUGUUUGCUUCUCAAAUCGAUGCUCAAAGAUCUACAAGUCCAUGGCAGACGCUCAGUGGUGAAGCUCCACUUGUGAUUGCUCGUGGUGGGUUUUCUGGAUUGUUUCCAGAUUCGAGUCUUGAUGCUUACACUUUUGCAAUCCAGACAAGUGUAGCUGGUACUGUUCUAUGGUGUGAUGUUCAGCUAACCCAAGAUAGAGUUGGGAUUUGCUUCCCUGAUUUAAAUAUGGCCAAUGCUUCAAAUAUUGAUCUUGUUUACUCAAAUCGUCAAAAAUCUUACCCGGUUAAUGGAGUCAAUACUAAGGGUUGGUUUCCCAUUGAUUUCUCCUUGAAAGAUCUCAAGAAUGUAUACUUGAUCCGAGGAAUAUUAUCACGAUCAGAUAAAUUUGAUGAAAAUGGAUACGCGAUUUCAACGGUUCAAAAUGUAGCCACGCAGAUGAAACCAUCAUUCUUGUGGUUAAAUGUUCAGCACGAUGUGUUCUACGAGCAACAAAAUUUCAGUAUGAGCAGUUUUCUAUUAUCAGCUUCAAGAACUGUUUCCAUUGACUUCAUAUCUUCCCCUGAGGUGAACUUUUUUAGGAAAAUUGCUGGCCGUUACAGGCGUAAUGGACCGAGUUUCGUGUUCCAAUUUCUUGGGAAAGAAGAUUUUGAGCCGACAACAAACCGAACCUACAGUUCAAUCUUGAAUAACCUAACAUUUGUCAAGACGUUUGCUUCAGGGAUUCUUGUUCCCAAGUCUUACAUAUUGCCACUCGAUGACAAACAGUACUUGCUUCCUCCUACAUCGUUAGUUCAAGAUGCUCACAAAGCAGGAUUAAAAGUAUAUGCGUCAGGUUUUACAAAUGAUGUUGGUAUUGCAUAUAACUACAGUUUGGAUCCAGUUUCUGAAUAUCUAUCUUUUGUUGACAAUGGCGAAUUUUCUGUUGAUGGUGUGCUCUCUGAUUUUCCCUUAACUGCAUCUGCAUCUGUCGACUGCUUCUCCCGCAUUGGCAGAAACGCUACAAAACAAGUGGAUUUUCUUGUUAUAUCAAAAAAUGGUGCAAGUGGGGAUUAUCCUGGAUGUACAAACUUGGCAUAUGAGAAGGCAAUCAGAGAUGGUGCUGAUGUUAUUGAUUGCCCAGUCCAAAUGUCUAGUGACGGUAUACCCUUUUGCUCAAGUUCGAUAGAUCUCGUGAACAGCACAACAGUCGUCCAAACUCAUCUCAGAAACCGUUCCAUAAUUGUUCCUGAGAUUAGCUCAGUUGCUGGAAUAUAUACUUUUAGCCUCACAUGGCAUGAGAUCCAGAGUUUGACUCCUGCUAUUUCAAACCCCUUUAGGGAUUACGGUAUGUCCAGGAAUCCGAAGGAGAAAAAUUCGGGGAACCUUAUUUCACUCUAUGAAUUCCUAAACUUGGCAAAAAACUCCACUUCUCUCUCCGGUGUUUUAAUCAGUCUAGAGAAUGUAAUAUACCUAAGAGAGAAGCAAGAACUCGACGUAGUUAAAGUAGUUCUUAGUAGACUCACUGAAACUGGUUACAUCUUUGGAACAUUAAAGGUCAUGAUUCAGUCUACGACCACUUCGGUUCUAGUUGACUUCAAGAAUCAGAGCAAGUACGAGACUGUCUACAAAAUUGAAGAAACCAUUCGUGAUAUUAGUGAUUCUGCUAUCAAAGAAAUAAAGAAAUUCGCCAACGCAGUUGUCAUCAACAAACAUUCAGUCUUAACUAUCACUGAUGCGUUCGUCACUGGGCAAACUAAUGUUGUGGAAAAGCUGCAGAAAUUUCAGCUCCCGGCUUAUGUAGAACUGUUUCAAAAUGAGUUUGUCUCUCAACCAUAUGACUUUUUCUCAGAUGAAACUGUUGAGUUAAACUCAUAUAUCUCUGGAACCGAUAUCAAUGGAACCGUGACAGAGUUCCCUUUCACAGCAGCAAGAUACAAAAGGAACCGAUGUUUGGGCCGCAAAGAUAUACCAACUUACAUGUUACCUGUUCAACCUGGUGGCCUCUUAACGAUUGUGAGUACUUCAUCCUUACCUCCAGCCCAAGCUCCAAACCCGAUUUUCACAGAUGAUGAUGUUACUGAGCCACCACUACCUCCGGUUAUAGCAAAAUCCCCAACCUCAACCCCUGGAACACCAUCAACCAUUGCAAAACCUCUAAGAAAUUUGCUCAAAGUAAUUCGCAUAGUUUCAGGGUCAGUGGCAGGAGUUGUAUUAGUCCUGGUCUUAUUAACAUUAACUUUCUGUUUUCUCCGAAAGAGAGAAACACAGCAGAGACAAAAGAAACUGAAGGCUCUUAUUCCUCUGGAACACUAUACUUAUGCACAGGUGAAGAGAAUUACAAAGUCAUUUGCGGAAAUUGUUGGGAGAGGCGGAUUUGGAAUUGUUUAUAAAGGAACACUUGGUGAUGGCCGUGUGGUUGCGGUUAAGGUCUUGAAAGACUCAAAAGGUAAUGGUGAAGACUUCAUGAAUGAGGUUGCGAGCAUGAGCAGAACUUCGCAUCUCAACAUUGUUUCCUUGCUUGGUUUCUGCUCAGAAGGUUCCAAAAGGGCAAUUAUAUAUGAGUUUUUGGAAAAUGGGUCACUUGAUAAGUUUAUCUCAGGCAAGACCUCGGUGAAUAUGGAUUGGACGGCACUAUAUAGAAUUGCGCUAGGAGUUGCUCGUGGUUUAGAGUACUUGCACCAUAGCUGCAAAACAAGGAUUGUACAUUUUGACAUUAAACCACAAAAUGUACUCUUAGAUGACAAUUUUUGUCCCAAAGUUUCGGACUUUGGUCUCGCUAAGCUCUGUGAGAAGAAAGAGAGCAUUUUGUCAAUGCUGGACACAAGAGGUACCAUAGGGUACAUUGCACCAGAGAUGAUCUCGAGAGUUUAUGGGAAUGUGUCGCACAAAUCAGAUGUGUAUAGCUAUGGAAUGUUAGUCCUUGAGAUAAUUGGUGCAAGGAACAAAGAAAAAGCUAAUCAAGCCUCUCCUUCUAACACAAGUUCAAUGUACUUUCCUGAAUGGGUAUAUAGAGAUCUUGAAUCAGGCAAGUCCCAAAGGCAUAUUGAAAAUGGAAUCAACAGCGAAGAUGAUGAGCUAGCAAAGAAGAUGACAUUGGUUGGUUUGUGGUGUAUUCAGCCAUCCCCACCAGAUCGCCCAGCGAUGAACAGAGUUGUAGAGAUGCUGGAAGGAAGCUUGGAUGCUAUUGAAGUCCCUCCUAGGCCUGUUUUGCAGCAAAUCCCCACAUCAAAUUUUCAAGAAUCUUCUACGCUUUCAGAGGAACUGUUUGCUGCUCAAAUUGAUGCUCAAAGAUCUACAAGUCGAUGGCAGACGCUCAAUGGUGAUGCUCCACUAGUGAUUGCUCGUGGUGGCUUUUCUGGAUUGUUUCCAGAUUCGAGUCUAGCUGCAUACCAAUUUGCAAUGCAGGCAAGUGUAGACGAAGUUGUUCUAUGGUGUGAUGUUCAGCUAACCAAAGAUGAAGUUGGGAUUUGCUUCCCUGAUUUAAAUCUGGCCAAUGCUUCAAAUAUUGAUCUUGUUUACUCAAAUCGUCAAAAAUCUUACCCGGUUAAUGGAGUCACUACUCAGGGUUGGUUCCCCAUUGAUUUCUCCUUGACAGAGCUCCAGAAUGUUUCUUUGAUCCGAGGAAUAUUAUCGCGCUCAGAAAGAUUUGAUGCAAGUGGAUUUACGAUUUCGACGGUUCAAGAUGUAACCAUGCAGUUAUUACCAAAAGGUUUUUGGUUAAAUGUCCAGCACGAUGCCUUCUACGAGCAACAAAAUUUAAGCAUGAGUAGUUUUCUGUUAUCUGUUUCAAGAACUGUUUCCAUUGACUUCAUCUCUUCCCCUGAGGUGAAUUUCUUUAAGAAAAUUGCCGGCCGUUUCGGACGUAAUGGACCGAGUUUUGUGUUCCAGUUUCUUAGGAAAGAGGAUUUCGAGCCUACAACGAACCAAACCUACGGUUCUAUCUUGAGUAACCUAACGUUUGUCAAGACGUUUGCUUCAGGGAUUAUUGUUCCCAAGUCUUACAUAUUGCCACUCGAUGACAAACAGUACUUGCGUCCUCCUACAUCCUUAGUUCAAGAUGCUCACAAAGCAGGAUUAAAAGUAUAUGCGUCAGGUUUUGCAAAUGAUGUUGAUAUUGCAUAUAACUACAGUUCGGAUCCAGUGUCUGAGUAUCUAUCUUUUGUGGACAAUGGUGAUUUUUCGGUUGACGGUGUGCUCUCUGAUUUUCCCAUCACUGCAUCUGCGACCGUUGACUGCUUCUCCCACAUCGGCAGAAACGCUAAAAAACAAGUGGAUUUUCUUGUUAUAUCAAAAAAUGGUGCGAGUGGGGACUAUCCUGGAUGUACAGACUUGGCAUAUGAGAACGCAAUCAAAGAUGGUGCUGAUGUUAUUGAUUGCUCAGUCCAAAUGUCUAGCGACGGUAUACCCUUUUGCUUAAGUUCCAUAAAUCUCGGGGAUAGCACAACGGUCACCCAAACUCUUUUUAGCAACCGGUCAACUACUCUUCCUGAGAUUAGCUCAGUUGCUGGAAUAUACACUUUUAGUCUCACAUGGCCUGAGAUCCAGAGUUUGACUCCUGCUAUUUCAAACCCCUUCAAGGUUACUUACAGUAUGUCCAGGAACCCGAAUGAGAGAAAUUCUGGGAAGCUUAUUUCGCUUUCUCAAUUCCUAGACUUGGCAAACAACUCCACUUCUUUAUCCGGUGUAUUGAUCAGUGUAGAGAAUGCAGUGUACUUGAGAGAGAAGCAAGGGCUCGACGUGGUUCAAGCAGUUCUCGAUACACUCACGGAAACUGGUUACACCAAUGGAACAACCACAACAAAGGUCAUGAUUCAGUCUACCAACAGCUCAGUUCUAGUUGACUUCAAGAAGCAGAGCAAGUACGAGACUGUCUACAAAAUUGAAGAAACCAUUGGUAAUAUUCGUGACUCGGCCAUUGAAGACAUAAAGAAAUUCGCUAACGCUGUUGUCAUCAACAAAGAUUCAGUCUUUCCUAACUCUGAGUCGUUUCUCACUGAGCAAACCAAUGUUGUGGAGAGACUGAAGAAGUCUCAGCUCACGGUUUAUGUGGAACUGUUUCGGAAUGAGUUUGUAUCGCAACCAUAUGACUUCUUCGCGGAUGCAACUGUUGAGAUAAACACAUAUAUCUAUGGCGCUGGUCUCAAUGGAACCAUCACAGAGUUCCCUUUCACAGCUGCAAGAUACAAAAGGAAUCGAUGUUUGGGCAGAAACCAAAUUCCACCUUACAUGUUACCUAUUCAACCCGGUGGCCUCUUAGCCAUUAUGAGUCCUCUGGCCUUACCUCCAGCCCAAGCUCCAAACCCAGAUUUCAUAGAUGCUGAUGUCACUGAGCCACCACUACCUCCUGUUUUAGCUAAAGGCCCAACCUCAACCCUUGGAACUCCAUCUACCAUUGCACAAGCACCUAGCGGACAAACCCGACUUAAGUUAUCUCUUCUCCUCUCUGUUUUUUUCCUCUCUCUUCUACUUUUGUGAUCAGCCCUAUAUCACAUCUCCUCUCUGUUUAUAAUGUCUUCCACCCUCGUAAAGAUUUCUUUGUGUGACUCUCAGUCAAAUCAUUAGAGUUUAUGUGUGUGUCUAUUUACAUUUUGGUUUUAUUUCAUUUGGUUAUUGUUGAUAUGAGCCAAAGCUUUAGACUCCGAUCUCGUAAUCGUA